Messenger RNA from Ostertagia ostertagi, 450 nucleotides. The record is from the annotation of a GenBank genome assembly. NCBI's taxonomy places the organism in Eukaryota, Metazoa, Nematoda, Chromadorea, Rhabditida, Trichostrongylidae.
GUGGAGAGCUGGCAGUACGAUAAGAGUCCAGAGUGUCGCUCGAAGCAUUAUCGCCAUGCUGUUUGUGUAUAUGGUGUAGAAGAUUUCGUCUGGCUCGCUAGCCAUCCAAAGUUGAUGGCUAACAAAGUAGGAGAGGGAACAUUGGUAAUCAUACAUCUUCAGAUGAUGCCCUCGUUCGACUAUGGUGCUGUGGAUUGUAUGCAUGAGCUCAUCUUCAAUCGCACCCAUAUUAGAACAAACGAUCAUAUUUGGAAUCUGAAACUCUACAAAAAUCAGCCCUACGCGAAUAGCCAGAAUGCUGUUCCGAGAGUUCAUCUUACUGGGGAUGGAACUAUGUCACUCCCAGGUACAAUAUCACAAACAUCGUCAGAAUCCUCACCACAAUUUUGUUCUAAACUGCAGCUAUGGCCUGUGAUGCGAUUGUUACUGUCUCAUGACGACUAUUUUCAC